AUGUCAAAUGAUGACAACCAUAAUAAUAACAAUGUAUUACCACUACCUACUUGGAUCAUAACGAUAGCCUUUUAUUCGUCAAUCAUAUCUACAAUUAUCAUAUUUCUAAGCAUUUUUUUACAUUUAUUAAAUUAUAGAAAACCAUUUCAACAAAGAUUAAUGAUUAGAAUUCAAAUCAUUGUUCCAUUAUUUGCAUUAUCAUGUUAUUCAAUGUUAAUUGAUCAAACUUCAAUAUUUAAUAAAUUUAUUCUUGAACCAAUUAGAGAAGUAUAUGAAGCAUUUGUUAUUUAUACUUUUUUCAGUUUAUUAACUGAUAUGUUGGGAGGUGAACGUCAAAUUAUAAUAAUGACAAGUGGAAGAAGUCCAGUUAAACAUCCAGGAAUUUUAGGAAAAUUAUUACCACCAUUAGAUAUAUCUGAUCCAUAUACUUUUUUAAUGAUUAAACGUGGAAUAUUACAAUAUGUUUGGUUAAAACCAAUUAUUUGUAUAAUGACAAUUUUAACUGAAAUUUUAGGAAUUUAUGAUAUAAAUAAUAUGAGUUAUAAAAGUAUUUAUUUUUGGCUAACUAUUUUAUAUAAUGCAAGUGUUACAUUAUCACUUUACUGUUUAGCUAUAUUUUGGAAAAUUUUAUGGAAUGAUUUAAAACCAUUUAAACCAGUUGGGAAAUUUUUAUGUGUUAAAUUAAUUAUAUUUGCAUCUUAUUGGCAAGGUAUAAUAUUAGCAAUACUUAAUUGGUUUCAAGUAUUACCUGGUUCAAAUCAAUUAGAUAUUUCCGUUGGACUAUGUAUUCAAAAUGCUUUAUUAUGUGUCGAAUUAAUUGGAUUUUCAAUUGGUCAUUGGGUUAGUUUUAGUUUUUAUCCAUUUACAAUUAGUCAAUUACCCUGGGCAAGAUUAAAAUUUUAUUAUGCAUUGAAGGAUUGGAUUGGUUUUAAAGAUUUAAUUAGCGAUUUUGGUUUAACUUUCCAUGGUGAUUAUUAUAAAGAUUAUAAACAAUUUGAUUCAGUAGAAGCAUUAAUUGCUCAUCCUGAUUCAAAAGGUAGAAUGAGUAGAAUUCAUCAAGGUUUAAGAUAUCAAUAUGAUGGGAAACAAAAACAUUGGUUACCAGAAACUCAAUCAAUAACGAGUGCAAAUAUAAAUAUUCCAUCAACUUCAGAAAUUCAUGCAUUUGAUACUAGUUCAAUUCUAUCUAAUAAUACAUCAAUGAGAGGGAUAUACCCCAUUAAUUCAAAUACUUCCCCACCAACAUCACCAACAAGAGAAGUUGAAGAAAAUGAGGAAUCUAUAAUGAAUGUAAUCAAUGAAGAUUUAUUUUUGAGUAAUAUAGAUUAUUCAAUGGAAGGUUUUGAUGAUGAUGAAAAAAUAUAUAUUGAAGCUAUUAAUACAAUAGGUAAUUAUAAUCUUGAAGAUAAAAGAGUUAAAAAAAUUUUAAAUUAUCCUAUUGUUGAUGAAGUUAUUAAUUCUCAUGCUUAUGGUUAUAAAGUUAAACAAUUGAGACAAAGGCAAAAAAUAAGGCAAAAGAAAAAUAGUGAACCAAAUAUUUUACAAAGUAAUCAAAGUUAUAGAUAUGGAAGUAUUGUAUAA
Insectozyma verbasci is the source of this 1581-nucleotide messenger RNA. The record is from the annotation of a GenBank genome assembly. NCBI's taxonomy places the organism in Eukaryota, Fungi, Ascomycota, Pichiomycetes, Serinales, Debaryomycetaceae.